Molecule: messenger RNA, 3821 nt
Organism: Colletotrichum destructivum
Lineage: Eukaryota; Fungi; Ascomycota; Sordariomycetes; Glomerellales; Glomerellaceae
Product: Putative RNA recognition motif domain, nucleotide-binding alpha-beta plait domain superfamily
Exons: 2
Coding region: 832-3471 (879 amino acids)
Molecular function (GO): RNA binding
Source: RefSeq, a predicted model, not a curated record
CUUUUUCCCUGCUGCACACACUUUCACGCAACACACCAAUCCUCCGCCUGCAACAACAGCUCGGCGCCCAUGGCUUCAAGGCCCGACACUCCUCUCACGCACCUUCCAGCCUAAUCAACUACCUCUCACCCAAUCGACAACCAGCGCAGCUCAAGGGAUUAAACUCUGGGAAACUUGCGACUCCUCUUCACUUUGGACCAAACUUUUUUUCUCUCUUCUGCAGCUUCUGAAAGCUCCUUGCGACCGCCAACCACUCACACCCUAUAGGAGAGACCCUCCCGUGCUUGCGUCCCCUUCUUUCCUUCUUUCCCCUUCUUCCCUUUUUCCCCCUCUGGCACCUUGCACAGCUGCACCUGCUGCUUUCCACCCCGCCUUCCUCCCGCUUUCCUUCCGCGGUUUGGCUUCCAGCCCAAUCACAAUCACAACUAUUUGUGCUUCGCCUAUUUUCUGCCUUGCACGCUCUCGCAUGGGCAUCACUCCAACAUCUCGACUGAAAUCUGCAGAGAACAAGGCGUCUGGUUGCCUCGUUCACCAACCUUCCAACUUGACUUAAAGCCCAUUUCCAACCUCGCAUCGCAGGCCCUUCCUAAUCCCACUCUUCAACACCGACUCACUCACUCUCUCUCCAAGCUCCUCUGCCUGUUUUGCGCCAGCCUCGCCACCAGCUAUCAACCAGCCAAGCAAACUCCAAACAAGCCAUCUUAAGGCUCUAAGCCACCUAAGCUCCAAGCUCCAAGCUGUCGUCGCACCGCCACUCACCAUCCACCAUCCAUCGUCACCCAUCGCCUCACUGCUGCCGCCAUCAAACGUGCGCCCCCUUCCAACAACUUGAUGCCCGAGCCAGAAGCUACUCCAGAGUUCGAGGCUACCGCCGCCGACCUCUCGCCCUACUGCCCAUCUCCUCUUCACUCUGCCGCUUCGGCCGUAGUGCCUGCUCUCCAGGAUACUGCUGAUAUCCUUGAUGCAAUGUCUUCAUCCACUCAAACUAACGGAGUUGCCCACAUUGGCAUAGACGCAGCGGCGUCUGGCCCUGUCAGUGCUGACUCGUAUGCCAUGGCCGACUUUGGCGAUGCAGAUGGCGACAACGAAGACCUCGACAGCCUGGACGAUGCGUACGGAGAGGAAGAAGAGACACACACAGAGAAGACGCAGGAGCAGCAGGCGGAACCAGACGCCGGCGAGGAUGACUAUCUCAAAAUCUUCGACUCUCCUCCUCAGGAUGCGGAUGAGGAUGGCGCUGAUCAGCAUGAUGUAUCAAAGGCACCAGAAUUCAUGCACAAUUCCGCCGCUUCUGAUUCUUUGACGAGCCCUCUUCGAGUAGCCCCUCGACCUGUCGCUGAUUCCUCGUCGGCCCAACCUGCUGCUACUGCUGCCACCGCUUCCGCGCUUCCCACGACAGCUGCCGCCCACCAAGGAGCUGGUUCGAGCGCGCCUCGUUCGACUGCCAACGGUCGCAAUGACAAUGCCCUCGAGGAUGACCACGCCGCUGAUAUCUCUCGCCUUGUCGCUGAGAUGACAGGCCAGACCGAGUCUCACACAGACCAAAGCCCUGCCGGCCAUGAUGCCCAGUCAUCCUCCAACUUGACCUCCUCAUCCUCCUCCUCCGCCGCCGCCGCCGCCUCUGCUACUCUUCCUCCCAGACCCCCACUGCCCCAGCAGACGGCUCCCAUCUACCCUUCUGAAGAAUACCGAGGCUUCCACCCGCAGAAUGGCGCUUCUCAGGUCGCUCCCAACAUGAUCGCUCCCCCCACGCCGGGCCAGCCCUCCACCUACGUGUCUGCCGGUGCCCCUGGCACCACCCCGGACGCCUUUGGCAACCUUCCCCCCCCUCCUGCAUCCGGUCUGAAUGCGGCCGUCCCGAUCACCUCCAUGAAUGCGCCUCCGUAUCCCAAUCCUGCCACUCACGCAGCUGGCCAGCCGGAUGAGUCUACUGACCGCCAGAAGCACUGGGAUACUUUUGUCAACGAUGAACGACGGUACAUGGCGGACGCGAAGUGGGAUAGGUUCCCCGAUGGCUCACGCAUCUUCAUUGGUUCGCGCUCUCUCUCAUCAGGCAGACCUGACGGCGCCAUUGACUUUUUCUCAGGCAACCUGUCGAGCGAACGCGUCUCGAAACGGGAUGUUUUUGACAUCUUUCACAAGUACGGCCGCCUCGCCCAGAUCUCCCUCAAGUCGGCCUAUGGCUUCGUCCAGUACCACAGCCUGGAAGACGCCCAGGCUGCCAUGGACAACCUCCAGGGCAUCGAGAUCAAGGGUCGCAAGAUUCAUCUCGAGAUCUCGCGCGCUCAGAAGAAGAAGGACGGCAACGAGCGCGCCCGUUCGCCGGAUCGCGGGGGCCGGGGAGGUGGCCGGCAGUCGGGACGUCAAGAUCGUCAGGACGCAGGUAACUCGCACCAAGAUUCCCGUCGCAAUCGCGAUGACUACAGACCGAGUCGCAACUCGCCUUCCAGACGCAACGGCGGUCACGCCCGCGAGGACAGCCACGGUCGGGAGCGGCAUCACUACGAUGCCCAGGACCGCUCCCGUGGCCGGUCUCGUUCGCCUCAAGGUUACGGCCGCCAAAAAGACGCUUACCGCAGACGCACUCCCACCCCACCCGCUUACAACCGAGCCUCCGCGGCCGAUGACCGCCUCGACAUCCCCCGCCGCUACGGCAACCAGGUUCCUGAUGUUCAGUUCCUGCUCCUCCAAGAGCUUAGUCGCGACUUCAUUUCCUGGGUUGAGCGUGGCUUCACCGAUCGAGGAUUGAAGGUGGAUGUUAUGUUCCUUCACCCAAGCUUCCCGCGUGAGGCAAUCAUUCAAAGACAGGUGAUCGAGGGCGUCCAUGCCAUCGUGGAUCUCGACAUGCACGCGCAGAACAUCGGCAAAAUCCCGGUUCGAGUUUUUGACCGCUCGGGCGGCCUGAGUGCCCGGUAUGACGACUACCGCGACAUUGACCCCCCUAUCGCGGCAGAACUCGUCCUGCGUGCCAAGUCGCAAGCGAUGCCGGCAGCUGCGCCGUACCAGAGUGCGCCCCCUCCUCAGCCACAGUACCAAGUAUACGGACAGCAGCCGUAUGGUCAGCCUGUGCCUCCCCACGCACCCACCUACCCCGGACACCAGGGUCCUCCCCGCGGCCCGCCUCCUGCUCAGCAGCAGGCCGUCAACGCGGCGGAUCUUGCCAGUAUGAUGAGUGGCAUCGAUAAUGCAACCCUCCAGCGUCUAUUGGCCAGCAUGACCCCUCAAGGCGCCGGCCCAGCUGCUGCCAACAACGCCGCCGGAGCCGCGAACGCUCAGAUUCAGGCCCUCAUGGGAGGCAUGCAGGCGGCGCCGCCUUCAGCACCGACUCAACCUGUCUCGUACGGCGGACAGGUUUAUGCUCCCAACGGCCCGUCGUCUACCAAUGGCCACCACCAGGCCCAAGCCGGCACUGGCGAUUCAGCCGCGCAGGUCGAGAACAUUAUGGCGCAGCUCGCUCGAUAUCGGCAGUGAGGUUCGCCGCAUGGAAUGCGAUUUAGGGUGGCUUGAUGAAGACACGAUGACGCUGGAAGGGCCUUGUGUAUUUAUUAUCCGGCGUUAGGAGGGUUGUGCAUUAUCGCAUCGGUUACGCGGGGACGAAGGUGGGGAAAAGGUGGUUUUAUAGACUUUUUUGCGAGUGUACAAGCCAAACCAAGGCGGGAGUAUGUUUUCCAUGCACCCACUACGGGCCGAGUACAUAUGUACAGACAAAUGUUCGAUAACCGAUUCUCAAUUCCUUUGCUCAAAACACACAAUUCAUUGACGGAUGACAGGCCCGGUGGCGGGGGGGGGGGGGGGGGAUUCUACAGCUUCUGGGCAGGCUU